AAAAAAAGUGGUUGAGGGAGAGAGGUCAUCCGUUUGCAGAAGCAGAGCAAAAACUUGAUUUUUAUGGUGCAUGGCAUCAAAUACGAAGACUCUCUUGAAUCUCGAGGAUCUGGCACUCCCUUCGUUUCAGGUUAUAGUGAUGACUGCAAACAUGGGAUGCUCUGAAUGCCGAAAGAGAGUCUCUCAAGUUAUAACUAAAAUAACUGGAGUGAGAGAAUUCAUAGUGGAUGUAAGCAAUAAACAAGUGAUUAUAAAGGCAGAUUUUGGGAUCCGUUGGGAUGUGAAGAAUGAUAUUUCCAAGACUUACAAGACAAAGGAUUGGCAUCCACAUGAAUUCUUCAAGUGUUUGGCUCCUAUAUGUGUCGGUAAACAAAUUUCAUUAUCUGAUUGAGCUGAACAUUGACAA
Messenger RNA from Hibiscus syriacus, 406 nucleotides. RefSeq lists its product as uncharacterized. Gene Ontology annotation, molecular function: metal ion binding. The record is from RefSeq and is a predicted model, not a curated record. NCBI's taxonomy places the organism in Eukaryota, Viridiplantae, Streptophyta, Magnoliopsida, Malvales, Malvaceae. Bases 71 to 391 code for a protein of 106 amino acids. The transcript has 3 exons.